Funneliformis mosseae is the source of this 192-nucleotide messenger RNA. Lineage: Eukaryota; Fungi; Glomeromycota; Glomeromycetes; Glomerales; Glomeraceae. The record is from the annotation of a GenBank genome assembly.
AUGCUUAAAGCCAAAAAUAUAUUCAGUUCUUUCAGAGUUCAUGAUUUUAAAACUUCUGAAACAGAUGCAGAUUUCAAAAAAGAGUUAGAAGAAGAAGAAUUUAGAAAAUCUCAGGAUGUAAAGUAUUGGGAAAAAAAGUAUGAAUAUCUUAGGAACAAGAAACUAACCCAGCAUGAUAUAUAUGAUCUCUGA